AAACCCGAGCCAAGGCCGCCGAGCUAAACCCUAAGGAGGUGAGUUGAAAAUGGCGGUUCCGUUGUUGAAGAAGUCGAUCGUGAAGAAGAGGGUCAAGCAGUUCAAGCGGCCCCAGAGCGACCGGAAGAUCUGCGUCAAGACCAACUGGAGGAGGCCUAAGGGUAUUGACUCUCGUGUACGAAGAAAGUUCAAGGGAGUUACUCUCAUGCCCAACAUUGGUUACGGUUCUGACAAGAAGACUCGCCAUUACCUACCCAAUCGUUUCAAGAAGUUUGUUGUCCACAAUGUCAAGGAGCUUGAAGUUCUGAUGAUGCACAAUAUGACCUAUUGUGCUGAAAUUGCACACAAUAUCUCCACAAGGAAGAGGAAGGAUAUUGUUGAGAGAGCUGCCCAGCUUGAUGUGGUUGUCACUAACAAGCUUGCUAGGUUGCGAAGCCAAGAGGAUGAAUGAGCUUGUUCUAGACAUGUGGUUCUUUUGUUUUUGACCUGAAAAAAUGAGUUGUAGACAUAUUUAAUACUCAUCUUGGAAUAUUUACUCUUGAUUGUUUCUAUGAUGUGUAAUCAAACACCCAUUUCCGGUCUUCAAUUCAAUCA
Molecule: messenger RNA, 594 nt
Organism: Fragaria vesca subsp. vesca
Lineage: Eukaryota; Viridiplantae; Streptophyta; Magnoliopsida; Rosales; Rosaceae
Product: 60S ribosomal protein L32-1-like
Exons: 4
Coding region: 50-451 (133 amino acids)
Biological process (GO): translation
Cellular component (GO): ribosome; cytosolic large ribosomal subunit
Molecular function (GO): structural constituent of ribosome
Source: RefSeq, a predicted model, not a curated record